GUCGCCGUCGCCGAGAGAGACGUCGGCCCGUCGUGCCUCCUCGUGUUUUCAGUUCCGACCGAACGACGGCGACUAACGAAACUACGGAAAAUCCUUCCGUGAGGGAAGCUUUUGCUCUUGUUUCGUUCUCCUUCCGGCGUUUUGCUCGGCACGCGGCCUCGAGAUGCCUCUUCGCCGGUAGACGCACCGACUCAAAAGGUGGGAGCACGCGGGAAAGCAACAGUGUUUAGCGAUACAAGCCCGUGGAUACGGUGCCGGUUGUCAAAGGGAAGUUACUCUCGUUUGGAACGUUCCUUUAGUUAGAAUACACCGGAGUACGCUGAGAGCACAGUGACGCAGGAGCUUCGAUUUUGGACCUGCAAGGCGUGGUGGCCAGGAGAAGAAUGUAGUUGUUCGAACACAGACAUUCGUUUUGUAUAUUCGUUGGAUUUUAUACGUUCUGUGUAAAUUAUUGAAAAUAUGCGAGUUGCCUUGUACGAACAAAAGGAGUACAUUAGAGGGAAUCGAUGAAACAAAUAGUGGUUUCGGUGGGUAGUGUCAGUGGCCGUCGCCAACAGGUUACAAGAGCCGAUGAGUAUUUCGAGAAAUAUCGGGAGAAGUCGUAAGAGGCACUCGUACGAUCCGCCUGUUUGUUGUUGCGGAGAAUGAAGAAGAAGUAUAAAAAUAACUGUCCCUGAGUUCGAGCUGAAAUGCACAACCGCCUGACCCCCACGAACCAAGUUAUUCGAUUUAGGGGAGUGUACUACGUUGCAACGUGUAAUCGCGAGCAACGAUCGUAGUGAAUCAAAGUCGAGACCCGCGCUUUGGCAUUUUCGUAUUAAACGCAACUACAAAUCCACCACGUGCCUUUCUCGUUGUCAUCUCGACGGUUCGUUUCCCCUUCUCUUUACGAUUAAUCCUCGCUCCUUUCGCUUCUUUCCUAGACUUACAUAUACACGUACAGCCAUGAUAUCCGCGAUUCUUUCGUUUCACCCGCUUCGCGUUUCCGCAACCAUCGUGGAACAGGUGUCAGCGUUCGUGGAAUUCGAGCAUUCGACAAUGGCGUUCUACCACUGAACUCGUGGGAUCGACGUCUAUCGUCGUGGAGACGCACAGCACACCCAGAGAACAUUUCCCGAGAUACUCACUCAACAACACUUUGUGGAAAUGUCCGCACAAUGCGCUUCUUCGAGACGUCUACUGUUCAUUCCUCCGGAUGUAGAGAAGUUUGACUUCGAGCCGACGAGGUCGAAGCUUCUCCGAAUUUUCAACGGAGAAUCUACCGCCGAGAAGGUGCGAUCGUACGGGUCAACGUUGUUCAGACAGUUUUCCGAUUUCUUCAAAGACAACCGAGUGUCGAGGUACUCGCGACACGUUGUCCUUUGGCUGUCUUAGAAAGCAAUUCUAAAUUAGCUAAACGAAACAACAAAGGAGAAACGAAGAAAAGUUUAGAAAAGAAAAUUAAUUAGGGAAAAUUAGAGCGAUUCGAGGAACCAAGGGAAAACAUGGAUCAUCGGUGAAGAAAAAGAGGGAAUUCUCGUGCACAAACGCAGAACGAAAUCGUCUUAGAUCAUUAACACGACGUUUUCCAGAUUUCUGGUGCCCUGUUCUGGAAUUCGUGGGAACACCAUUCGUGUGGCGCGUGCUAUAUCAACUAUAAAUAGAUGUUCUCUCGCGUGGAUUGUACGUCUUGAGCCAGGGCAGACAUCAGAGGUAUAUACAGCGGAACCUCGUGUCACGCACGUCGAGACGACAUUUAGGCUCGACCUUCUCUUGUGUCCUUGGAUCAACCGAGAGGAUGAACCAUAUGUCACUUGCUACAGCCUGUUUCGAUCUUUAGAUACAUCUAGGUAGACGAGUAUUGGGUCCAAAAAGGAAGUCAAACGAAGACAUCCAGCCUUCUCGUAAGGCGAACGUAUCGACUCUGUCCACGCAGCUUCGUAUGCGAAUUUUGUACAACAACAACACCAAGAAACAACGAUACUCACGCGGAAGACGCAAAAGUAAUUUAGCGUAAUAGAGGGGUGUUCCUCGAAGUAAAAGGCAAAGGCACACACGUCACCGUUAAGUGCAACUGACAUUAUACUUUGUGGCCACUUUUCUUCGUUCACUAUCUCCUCUCAUUUUUUGUAUCUACGCAAAGGACUCUAGAAACAAAAAAAAAAGGAAAAGAACAUCAAUUCGUCGUCCGACUAGCAACGAAUCUUCUCCUUCGUUUUCUUCUCAUUCUCUUCUCUAGUCGUUCUUUAGGGGAAACAAAACAGGGUUUACACACUGGGAACGAAUUGUGACGAACAUCGCCGAUAUUAGCUGGUGCUUCUCUUUGUCAUCGACGAUCAUUAUGCUCAACUCGUGCUGUGCUUUUUUCUACCGUGCUUGUACGCAUGCUGCGAGUGUUUUUUCAGUGCUGUAGUGUUACACGUUAAUUAUUAAAAGCAGGCUUAACGAGCCUUCGAUCGAACGCCAAACGUCUCGUCGGCCCAGGUACCUGGGAAUAUUCCUGCGAUGCCUGUUAGACGAGGUCACGUGGCGCCCAGGACAACGAUCAUCGAAACUAUCAUCAGGAAGUUCGAUACUCACGAUCGAAGUUUUUUAGUGGCCAACGCUCAACAGGGACUAUGUCACAUAAUAUAUUGCUCGGACGGUUUCUGCCGGCUGACGGGGUUUUCGAGGGCGGAAGUGAUGCAGAGGCCAGCGAUCUGCGACUUCCUUCAUGGGCCAAUGACGUCGCCCCAUGCGGUCGCAGCCCUCCGCGACGCCCUCGCCGCCGGCGUCGAAAAACAUUUCGAGAUCCUUUACUACAGGAAAGACGGCACCAAAUUUCUGUGCAGCGAGGUGAUAGCGCUAAUAAGGAGCGAGGUGGACGACAUCUGCUUGCAAAUUAUAAAUUUCGAGGAUUUGAGCUCGCAGCCACCUCCGCAGCCUGCAAUUCCGCCCCCAAGCCAGACCAACAACAGGCUCGUCACACGCUUCGACAGGGCAAGGGCGUCCUUUCGUGCUGGCCUCUCCAGGACCGGUGUCGUUGGUCCACCAAGGGUCAGGAAUCGACCGAGAACCACGACCAACUUACCUCAUCGACUUGCUGACGGGACCAUCCUCGACGAGGACGCCUCUGAGAACUGCCCACUAACAUGUGGUUCACCUACAAUGAUGGAAUCUUGGGGUCCCGGGAGGACUGGCACACCCCCGCCUGCUCUUCCACCCCCGCCAACUGGGAGCAACAAUGGUGGUGCAACGUCUGCAGCAACCGCAAACGUUGCACAGCCCAGCACAACCGCGCCGAUUGCCAGUCCCGAAGGGGUCAGCGAUGUGUCCCAAAAAUCCGGAAUUUGGGAGGGGGCGAACUUCUCGUCGGCUGGAGGCGCCGAGGGACCUUCUCGAAGCGUGUCGCACGCAGCCAGUUUGGACGCGAUCUCGAGGAGAGCGGUGAAACCGGAAACGACGAGGGCGCCGUGUCGCAGCCUCACCUGCAGCGUUUUAGCGGGCCGAGGGAGCGAACACGUCACCCUCGAACGACGGCCAGCGACAGUCGAUAAUCUCACGGAAGCAACUAAACAUUCGAAAAUCUUUCCUGGUGUUGCGUCCGAAAGUGACUUGCAAAAAUGGCGGACCAAAGACCGGAAGUCGCCAUCCCUCAGCCAGAUAGGACCCGAUUCCAUCAAACACAAAUUUUCCUUGCAGGACAAUGGAUCUGCGAAAUACUUCCAAGGAGCCAUGCACACGUCGAACAUGGGGGAAAAGGUAGCCCAGGUGCUGUCCCUUGGAAAUGAUAUCCUCCCAGAGUACAAAUUACAGUCACCUAGGAUCGGCAAGUGGACCAUAUUACACUAUUCACCCUUUAAAGCGGUCUGGGACUGGGUGAUAUUGCUGCUCGUAUUGUAUACCGCUAUAUUUACACCGUACGUCGCCGCCUUCGUCCUGUCGGAUCCGGAUUACAACAGCAGGAAGAACAAAAAGUACAGUGACGAUCCCAUCGUCAUCAUAGACUUCAUAGUCGACGUCACUUUCAUAGUGGACAUCAUCAUAAAUUUUCGCACGACUUUCGUGAAUAGCAACGAUGAAGUGGUGUCCCAUCCUGCAAAGAUAGCCGUCCAUUACCUGAAGGGUUGGUUCAUCAUCGACCUAGUGGCCGCUAUACCCUUCGACCUUUUUCUCGUUGGCUCUCACACUGACGAGCUCGGCUUGGACAAGGACGAGACGACCACCUUGAUAGGACUAUUGAAGACUGCUCGUCUUCUGCGACUCGUCAGAGUAGCCAGGAAAAUCGACAGGUAUAGCGAAUAUGGAGCUGCGGUUUUACUCCUUUUGAUGGGCACCUUCGCUCUUAGUGCCCAUUGGAUGGCGUGUAUAUGGUACGCCAUAGGAAACGCUGAGAGACCAACGCUGAAGAGCAAAGUCGGUUGGCUCGAUAUUCUGGCCAACGACACGCAUCAGUUUUAUUUUCACAACAACACCGGAGGGCCGAGUAUAAGGAGCCGCUAUAUCACAGCACUAUAUUUCACCUUUAGUAGUUUGACAUCAGUGGGCUUUGGAAACGUGGCUCCAAACACGGAUGCCGAGAAGAUAUUUACUAUAAUCGUUAUGCUAAUCGGAUCUUUGAUGUAUGCCAGUAUCUUCGGUAACGUCUCAGCGAUCAUUCAGAGGCUUUACAGCGGUACAGCAAGAUACCAUACGCAAAUGCUUCGAGUUCGAGAGUUCAUCAAGUUCCAUCAGAUCCCUAAUCCGCUUCGUCAACGGUUGGAAGAGUACUUUCAACAUGCUUGGACGUACACGAACGGAAUCGACAUGAACAGCGUUCUAAAAGGAUUCCCCGAGUGCCUUCAGGCGGACAUCUGUCUUCAUUUGAAUAGAAAUCUUUUAAACAACUGUAGAGCCUUCGAGGGUGCCAGUCCUGGUUGUUUAAGGGCGUUAUCAUUAAAAUUUAAAACGACACACGCACCACCCGGUGAUACGUUAGUUCAUCGAGGAGACGUGUUAACGUCCCUGUACUUCAUAUCGCGCGGCAGCAUAGAGAUAUUGAAGGGCGACGUUGUGAUGGCAAUCCUGGCCAAGGACGACAUAUUCGGGGAGAAUCCUUGCAUAUAUCCGACUGUCGGCAAAGCGUCUUGUAACGUGCGUGCGUUGACGUACUGUGACCUGCACAAGAUACACAGGGAUGAUUUACUCGACGUUUUGGCUCUUUAUCCGGAGUUCUCCAAUCACUUUAGCCAGAAUCUCGAGAUCACUUUUAAUCUGAGAGAUGAGGAACAGGCUGGUGUUGAUCCAAUAUCAGCAAGGUUUCCCGUCAGUACUCCAACGGACGUCGAUGUCGACGCUAGGAGAUUCGCUUUCCGUCCACCAAGAUACCGUCGAGGACCCGGUGGUCCUGGCACCAAUCUUAUCCCUACUGGUCGACAAGACUCUUUACAGGGUGAUCAGGAAGACUACGACAAAGGGAGUGGUCAUGGAAUUCUGGAGUUCAGUACCGACAAAGCCGGCCAAGACGUGACACCAUUGAACCUAGAGUUCGACGAGCCAAAGCAAAGAAGUUCCACAUUGAACUCCAUAACCGGCAUGCUAACCCAUCUCAAGCGCAGCAUACCGGACCUACGUCAGCACAAGAUCCAUCUUCAACCACUGACGAGUCACGAUUACCUUGCCAAGCAGAUGACCACGCCGUUGACGAAACCAACACGGAGAAGCUCAGCCGCCGGUGAAAGCUGCCUCAGCCAAAACGCUGUGCAUCCAACCUCGACGACAUCCAGUCAUUAUACCACGCCAUCGCCACCGCAACAUCCACAAUCUCAUGGUGACUUUCAAAGUGGACCAGGCCGGCCUGUAGAAGAGAUAAACGCGAGAAUAGACCAACUAUCGCGACAAGUGACCUCACUGGAGCAUUCUAUGGGUGAGGACAUCAGAUUGAUUUUGAAUCUGCUACAACAGACGCUCAAUUCAUCGAGGGAAAGUUCCAGCAUCGAGAUGAUGCCUGGAACCACCUCGGCCGGGCUGUCGAAAAGUAGUAGAGCUCCAGCAUUAGUCCAACGAUCGGCCAGUGAACCGCAACCGCCGACAGGUCCGCCGUCGAACAAUGGAAAUGGAAAGCUUCAGCCUAGCACGUCUCACAGUUUGUUUAGCUUUCUUUCGAAAUCCCUGGAUCAGUUGCAUUUGAUUUCGACGUCUUUUAUUUUGGAAAGGUUGGACAAGUUCCGAAGUCGGCCUCCAACGAAGGAGCCAGCGUCAACGUCCUCGGGUACGUCACGAUUGACAGUCACGUCGGAUAGUUCCGCCCUGGCGACGGCCCUGCAGACAGCGUUGAGAACAGCACCCACAAGGUCACAGAGCCAACCCGUCGAUCUAGCCGUGCCACCACCCACACAACAGGCACAUCUGCCGCACGGGUGGCAUAGUCAACCUGCUGCAUUUAGGAGAGGAGAGUUCAGGAGUGGGUACAGUUCGUUUAACAAGCGUUCAGAACCGGAAGGGGACGAUCCGUGGAGCUGCGUGGUGUCCGUAUCGGAUCGAGGAAGCUCUCAACGUCCUCGAAGCAGCGAGUCUCGAAAAGAACCAACGAACCAUCGUGGUUCCACCGAUCUAGCAAGUAGUCAACGUUCAGAUGGCAGACAACUUACUCGAGAGGAUGGCAUAGGUCAAGCGUCGGGACAACGACAAGAGUCCUCGAGGCAAACGAGCGAAGACAUCUCCUGGGAAUUCACGAUAAACGAGGCGCCGAUCGCGAGAUUAGAAUCGUUGGACGAACUCGACCAGGAUCACGGUAGUUAAGGCCAAGGUUUCCCCUUCCUUUUUGAAGUAAUUGCAGCUCGCUUACGACUGAAACGCGACGCGUUGUUGAGCAAUCGACAACAUAAUGAUUCUAAUGAUUCAUUCGGAUGGCUGUGGACUCCUUCCGUUCCCUUUUGGAGGAUCUAGAAAAUGUGGCGCCAGGAUAGAAUACGCGUCCGCCGAUCGAUUUUCUCCUGGAGAUUCCUUUUGGCUUUGAUUUGUUAACUGGAGUUGGUUUCAUGUACUUCUUUUAUGGAGUAACUAGAUCACUUUGGAUACUGUGUCGUUGAGCUUGGCAAUUUGUGAUUCGUCAAACUCGAUUUUUGACGAGUGUUGGUGAAUAAUAAUAACACUCUGUUAGGUUAAUGCAUAUGAAACUUUGUUUCGUUUAAGUUUGACUUUGAUGGACUUGUGGAAAUAUAUUUUAUUUUAAUGUCAAUUAUCAAAUAUAUUAAAGAAGAAGAUAUUUGAUAUAGAUUAAGUGUAUUUAGUGUUAAGAAGAUUUGUAAUAAAAAGUCGUAACCUCGUUAUUGGUCAGGAUAAAUGAUCAGAAUGUUCGUGUUAUUCUUUCAUGUGAGUUUUCAUUUAGAAACAAAUCUAUUUUCAGAUUUAUAAUAAGAUUUUUAAUGAAACAUCAGUCGUUGAAAAAGUAUACUGAACAAAGCACGUGGAAAUUAUUUUCAACACAUUUUUUCUAUUAAACUAUUUCAAUUAAAAAGGCAGUACUUCAUAUGCACAAGCCUAAGAGUUUCUUCGUUCGUUCGAUCACUUAUUUUUCUACUUGUAUUAAAUCUAUGUGUUUAAUAUUUUAAGUAGAAUCUUCACGUAAUGUAGCAUUUUCGGUUUCUUCCAAGCUUUUUAUUAUACACUGCGUUACUAAUCGCGAGGCAUUAUUAUGAAUGAUUAGUGACUUCAGUAUUAUAAGCAAAGCACUAUAUCUAUUAUUACACUUGAUCAUUUAUAUGUAUAUGUACAUUCACUUCAAGGAAAAAAGAUAUUUUUGCUCUUUUCUUUUCUGACUAAUAUCACCUUUUAAGGGAACGACACCUAUUCAAACACAAUUUUUACAAAAUUUUCGUUGAAAAGCGACUUAUUUAUAUUCUCUAAAUAUUUUCUCCAACUAGUUUGGCCGAGUUACCACAACAUUGUCGAUAAAUUUGAUGGAAUGAUUAAGAGAAAAUCGAUUGGCAAGCGCACAGCAAUAUCGUCGUGGUACAAGAAGUUUUUAAGUUUGAAAGAGCGAGAAGACGAGAGGAAAGAGUGAGAAUGAAAAGCACGAGCGGCGUUUCAGAAAGCUAUACACGUACAUACACAAAGACACAAGUACACAUACACAGGUACAUAUUACAUAGACGCAAUUAUUCCAUGGUAUCGACACAUUUAAUCCUACCGUUGGAACGUGAACUUACCUUCGAGGUUUCUACCCCGUAUUAACGCUACAUUUCCUUUGAGCAAUUUUUUAAUCGUGUUAAUCGAUAUACACACUCAUCUACACACAUACACAGAUACACAAAUUACUAUGUAUUCCCCUCUUGAAACGAUGCUUUUUUGUUUUGCACGUGGAAAGUUCUCUUUCGUUACUCGGUAACAUCGUGAGGAAGAAUAAAAGAAACGAACAGCGAGGGGAAUUAAAGAAGAAUUAAAAGAAAUAAAAUGAAAGUACAAGAUAACAGGCAGAAGAUCGAUGUUCAUAAAGUAAGACGAAAAAUAAUGUUUAAAGAUACACAAAAAUAAUUAAAGGAGAAAUUACAAUGUGCAGCUCGUGGAGAGAGAGAGAGAGAGAAAGUUUCUUAAAUUUUCGGAGUCCUUCGCGUCACGAUAAAUACACGUAGCUAAGUUCAAAAUUAAGAUUAAUAUCGACUGAGAGCACCUUCUUUUUUUAUUGCUUAUAAGCGACGUUUAAAAAAUAAGAUUAUACGAGGAAAUUAGAAGAAAGCAGCGGGGGAUGAUAAAAAUUGCGUUAAAUAAAAAAGGGAAACAUAGUGUUGCGAUCUUCGGGAGAUAUACGUGUUUAAGUUAAAUAAAAGCAAGGGCAUUGUCGGGGGCGAAUUAGAAAAUGGCUGGUCGACCCAUGACGAACAAUUAGAUAUUUCGGGAGUAAUAAAAGAAAUACAAAGGAUAAUUAAAUAAUUAAAAUACAAUUCUGAGUGCCACCUACGAAGUAAAACUGCAAUGUCCUUUAUACAGACAACCAAAAAAAAUAAAUUAAUAAAUAAAUAAAUAAAUAAAACGAUUAGAGAGAAAAAAUACACACGAGGCAAGCGAAAAAGAAAACGGGAAAAUUAAUACGGAGAGAAUUUAGAUAAUGACUAAUAUUCUUACUAUUAUUAUUAUGAUUAUUAUUACGGUUAUUAUUAUUAUUGUUAUAUUAUUAUUAUAUUAUAAUUAUAUUAUUGAUAUUAUUGCCAUAAACGUAGGGAUGAAAACGCAAGCGCGACGGGGGAAGAGGCGAGGAAAAUAUAGUAAAAUAUACCGACGGGUAUAAAAAUGGUGAAACGACUAAAAAGAAAAAAGAGAGAAAAGAAAAUGACAAAAAAAGUCUAAUGAAUGAACAAUUGCCUGCGCAAUAACGGUAUAUAAAUUAUAUAUAUAUACCUACAUGUUAUACAUACACGUGCGUGUGUACGUAUAUACACUGAGCAAUUAUGCGUGCGUCUAUGUCUAUGCGUAUACACGUUGUAAAAAAAUUUUUUACAAGAUAUCUCGAAUUAAUUAAUGCUCGUAAGCGUACGUUGGUUUCUCUUCCUCUCUUUUCGUUCUCGACCUCCCGAGUUUACUUUUUUCACCCCCUCCGGCGAUUUAUCACGCAGUGAUAAGGGUGAAAAGCGAUGAUCGAUGAUCCCCGAUCAUCCCCGUAUAAAUCGUUUUCCACGCUGAUCGAACUCUGAUCACGAUUUUCUUCGAUGUUAUGUUGUUAACGAAGGUGUUAUGGUUCGAUUAUCGAUUGGUAUGACCGUUGACAAUAACUGGAAACUGAUCUCGAAUUAUUUAACAGUCUGAGGAAAAAAAUGAGUAAUAAAUUAUAUUUUUCCAGUCAGAAUAAAGCAUCGAUCUAAAAAAAAAAAAAAACCCCGGAAAAUAGAUGAUCGAAAUUACAUAUCACUUCAAGUGAAUAUAUUAAAUAUUGAAUUUAAUUCAAAGCAAUAUUUGAAUUAAUUAUCGAGGAACAAAAGGAAACGCCAUUGAAAUUAAAUGAAAGUAACUAAAUUUGAAAAUCGAAAUUUUCAAAAGAAAGUACGCAUAUAUUAAAAUUGUAAGGAAUGAAUGUGAAAGAAAGAAUGGAUUGCGUGAGGUAAAUUCCGAAUGCGAUUAUGGGAAAGGGGAGGCUCGAUCGAGGAUCAUCGAUCACAGAUCUAUUCGUUCUUUGCUCAGUAUUUUAGGCUGUAAAUGAUACCGAUACAUUCGAUGUAACGAUUAAAUGACUCGUAGUUACUUUGUAACGAGAGGAGCAGCGACGCAGCGCUAAUGAGAAGCAGCUUUUUAAUUACAAAUAGCGAUUAUCUUUGAUUAUUAUUACUACCAGUAGUACACGCAGCACACGUGGAUUUUCGCACUUAGGUACACGGCGAAACGAUACGGAUUUAUUGUUCUUUAAAAAGAAAAUGCAAAAAAAAAAAAAGAGAGAGAGAAGCAACAGAUGUUCGACAAAUGGUCCAGAAUGAGGGCAACAGUGAUCACUUCAGGAGGAAAAAAACAACAGUUCUCGUUCGUUUCUUUUCUAAUCAACAUGUUUAUACGAAUUAAUAUACACAGAUUUAUUAUAAAAAUCCUAUUUUUUGAAAAAGUAUGGAUAUAAUUGAAUGUUUUCAAUUCUAAGAACGACCGUUGAUUAUUUUUCAAGUAUCACCGAAUUUUUGCUAUUUUGUCACACUAGAUGGGAAUUUUUCUGUUUAAUUUUAAACGAUUUCAUUCGAUCGAGUGAUGGACGAAGAACGACGCUUAACAAAAAUUUAUCCAAGUGUGUUGAACGAUGAAUGCACAACGAUAAGUAGAAUUUUAUUUCUAAGGAUAACCAGCCUGUCAAACGUCGAAAGUGUCUACAAGAAAAAAAUGCCUGUUCAUUUUCAAAUCGUUGAUCAAUGUAUCUGUCCAAGAAUGAAGAGAAAACAGUAAAAAUUCUCUUAUGUUUCUUAGAUCCGAUUUUUCUUUACCAGCCGUUUAUAAAAGAUGCGAUCGUCGACGAAAUUGAUGUCGCUGAAAGAGUCGGAUACCAAAAAAAAAAAAAAAAAAAAAGAAAAAAGAAACGUCCAUUGCAUCAUCUUAAAGAAUAUUCCGCGAAGAUUUCGUUCAAAUCGCCAGAAUUCACUCCAUACCCUUUCGAACAUCGAAUUUUUGCGAAGAUUUUUUAGAAAUAUCACGAGUGAAUAGCAAUAAUUAAAAUAUUUCGACGAUGAAAUAUAUAAGAGACUCGUGCUGUAUAUCUUUCGAAGAAAUUUUUUAAUUAUAAUGAUACAACGGUGAGAAAAAUCAUUCGUUUUUCUGAUUGCAAGAUGUCAACACGUAACUUCGCCAGCAACUCAAACUCGUUUUCUACAUUUUAGGAUAACGAGAGUAAGUCGUGAUAUUUGGAAAAAUACGGUUGUAUUUGUUUAGAAAACGAUCGACUCAAUGAUGCAAAACGCGAUGAUUCCCAAUAGAGAUCCGCUCUUUUUUUCUGACCGCAAGAAUAUCAAAACCGAGAGAAGCAACAGAAGAAGAAUAGGGACGAUACUUGCAGCAGUGUUUCAUCUUUCUUCUGGCAAAUUUCCAACGCAAGUUUUUGCUUUGUACUUUUUAAUUCAAGCCUUUUGAGAAGAAGCUUCCAAAGUCGAAAUAAAUUAAUAAAAAAGGCACGAAAGUUUGCGUUAGAAAUUUUACGAGGAAUUAUCAAACCUAUCCAAGCUUGACUUGAAACUUCCCCAAAUUUCAAUUCGAAUUGAAAUUCUUCAAAUUCCUUAAAAUCGACCAUGGGAUUAAACAAGUUGCACGAUGUUGAUCCGAGAUUAAAAUUCGGACGACGUCGCGUUCGUUUCUCUUUGAGACCAUCGUAAUUCCCUUCACAGACGUUUGAACUUAUCGUCACUUCGUCCUUCGUCAAACCUGUUUCCUUCAGACUGAGAACGAUUUUUAUCGAAGGAUAGGAAUUUUUGGACCGGCAGUCGUCGCACGAACGUCUUCGAGUUUCUCGAUUGAAAACAUUGAACAUUUCCGUGACGACCAUUAAAUGCAGCUGAGUAAGACUCGAUGCAGACGAAUGAAUUUUGUGUCGCAGUACACUGCAUUAUAUGGAGAAACAUACGUGUAUUUUAUUAUAUAUCAUAUCGUGAAUUUUAUUACAUAUAAUUCACUUAAAGAUCCUGGUUAUCAUCCCCAGAAGUUAUUUACUUAUUUGUUAACACUUUGACUCUCCCUUUGACUAUAAAAUAUUAUACUACUUCGUCGUAACCACAUUUAUCUUCUAAUUUUUCAUAAUACUCCAAAAAGAAGAGCAAUAACAAUUCGAUAAUAAUUUGCUGUUAGUCGUAUCUCUAUAGUAUUGCAUAGUCGGAUUUUUCUCCUAACUUCUAGUACUUCUAAUUUCUAGUUUCUAAUAAAAAAAAAAAAACGCUACAACACACGCUUACGCGACAAAUAACAAGCUUUACAAGAUCGCAAGACAAACUACGUAUGCCUGCAUCGAAUCUUAUGAAACCAACACACGCAUAUUAUACACAUAAGGACACGUACACAGAAAAUCAUCGAUAAUUAUAAUUCCAUACGUGCGUAUUAUAAAAGUAUGUUCGUUUUUUAUCGAAGCUGCCUCUCGCUUUUGAAUUCUACCGCGGCCGUACCGAGACAGGGAGAGAGAAAAUAAAUUGGGGGAGGGACAAAAGAGUCGAAACGUUCAGAGGGUCGUUGUUCGAGGUAGAUUUCGUGCCAGGACCGAGUUCCAGUUUGUCACGACGUCAGGCUGUGUAACGAGAUUCCGUCAGGAGUGUUUCUCGAUUCGAAAACGAAUUGAUUGAUUCAAUUGAUUUAAUCUUCUCGAGGGAAAUUUUAGAGGUAGGUUACUCGAGGGUUGAUUCUACUUAUCGAGAGGAUUUUUAAAUAAUUUUGGAGACUCGAGAGCGAUUGUAAAGGUUGUUGAAAGUAUUUAAUAGGUAAAUGUGAAAUUUAAUUUUAAUUUCGUGUGCAACGAUACGAUUUUUAUGAUUCAUUUGUACACUUAAAUAUGGAAAUCGACGUAAUUUAUAUACUUUAAAGAUUCAAAGAACGAUAUUUAGGAACAUGUAGCUGAAUUCACGAAAAAUUCUCUUAAUUUGUCGCGUAAAGUGAAAUUUCACUCUUAACGCAGGUCACACGAUUUAAUAUUAUUCUUUGAUUCCAUUUCUGGAAGAACAUUACGCAUUCCUAAAUAUCAAAAUGUUUAUGUUACGUUUAUGUGGGUCCCUUAUAGUUUUCUGUAACAGGAAAAUUACAAAGAAAUAUUCGUGACAAAUAAUUGGGGAAUGUAAGACUUACGACGUGAGAAAUUGGCAAUAAUUCGUUAAACUAUCCGUGCCAGGUUCGCAAUAAUUUAGUGAUAAGUGUUCUCGAUGGAACGUCAAAUGUGAUAGUACCGAAAAAGAUUCUCUAGAACCUCCCGAGUAAUUUGCAGUUUUAUUGCGACAAUUAAAAGAUAAAUCGAUGAAAAUGAUCUCGAGAAGAUAAUUCGAGGAACACUCGUCGCGAAUGCGUCAUUCGUUUGUAAAGUGGAUAAGAGAAUCUUAAACGAGAGAUAAAGUUAAGAGCAAGAGGAAUGAAAUUUGAAGAAAAACAAAAAGAAGGAGGAGAAAAUAAGCGUGAGAGUGAGAGAGGGACGAAACGAAAUCCUACAUCCGCGGUAGAUGAAUUUACUCGCGUUUUUUCCCAGAUUAUGCAACUUAAGAUUGUUCUGUAUAUAUAUACAUAUAUACAUACAUAUGACAUAAUCUUGGAUCGUAUCGAUUAUAACAGUGAGCGCACUGAUUUGUAAACACGUAACAAAGAGAGAAAAAGGAUUUGUUCGUGUGGAAAGGUGAGAAAGCGCGUGCGAGUGAGACAGAGAGAAAGUUGAGUGCGAAUGAAAUAUGAUGAAAGUGGGGAAAAAAACGAAAGAGAGUGUAUGAGAGUGAGAAAGAAACGUGUGAGAGAGAAGACACAAGAUUUUUGUACCACCCCCGUAAAUCAAUUCCUGCUCUUCACCGAGCACCCUCCGAUUAAAAUAAAAUUACACGAGUGUCUUUAUUCUUACCCCUCAUCGACAAAGAUUUCAUGAAUACAAAAAUAUAUGGAGAAUUAUGGAGAGCAAUCGCUUGAAAGAAAAUAUCGCCUCGAAUUUUUUACAGCGUAGCUCAAUAAAAAUGUUCGCAUUCAACAAAG
Messenger RNA from Bombus huntii, 14097 nucleotides. It is a transcript of the gene sei, whose product is annotated as potassium voltage-gated channel subfamily H member 6. NCBI's taxonomy places the organism in Eukaryota, Metazoa, Arthropoda, Insecta, Hymenoptera, Apidae. Gene Ontology annotation, biological process: membrane repolarization during action potential; potassium ion transmembrane transport. The record is from RefSeq and is a predicted model, not a curated record. Gene Ontology annotation, molecular function: inward rectifier potassium channel activity. Gene Ontology annotation, cellular component: membrane. The coding region runs from base 2485 to 6738 and encodes 1417 amino acids. The transcript is spliced from 25 exons.